AUGUCGUCGAGAAAGAAGAUCUCCAUGAAGAGCCCGCCGAAGCUGGUGGGCAAGGGGCUGGCCGAGCUGCCGGACAAGCAGCUGUACAUUUGUGGCCUCUUGGCUCAUGUUGUGGUUGUUUCUUCUAGAUGGUGGUCAGCCGUGGUGCGUGAAAACGGAUGGUGGGAGCCUGGAUCACCGCCACCGAGAUCGGAGUUCAAUGAGAGGCUGAAACGAGUGGCAUCCAGCCAAUCUGGUGUGUCGGAGCUGCAGACCCCCCUGAAGGUCCUGAAGGUCCUGAAGGUGGCGGGGAGCGACGAAGCAAAGGAGGAGAAGGAGCAGGACAAGACACCAGUGGCCACAGACAACGAGGACCAGACAGCAGUGGCGACGCAGGUUACCUCUGGCAAGAUGUGCCCAGCACCUGAGGGCAGCAGCAGGGAAGCAAAGGAGGAGAAGGAGGACAAGACACCAGUGGCCACUGACAACGACAAGCCAGCGGUGGCGACAAGGGUUAGCGGGGCAUCAGAGGCUGCAAAGUCGCCUGGGCUGGCCAACCUCUCGGCAACGACCAACCGAGUGGCCACCCGUGCGACAGACGCUGGAGGAGGCCACAAAGUGGCUGAGCAAGGCUAUCACAGCGGCAACAUCAUGGGCAGCACGACACGCGCCGGUCUUGCUCAACAGCGGCAAGGAGCUGCUGAUGAGCACCCACUUUUCGGGGCUACUCGGCACCUGCAGCAACCAGCAGGACUUGUGAUAGCUGGGGCUGCAGGAGAAUGCGGCGGGCAAGAAUACGACAAAUAG
Molecule: messenger RNA, 786 nt
Organism: Symbiodinium natans
Lineage: Eukaryota; Dinophyceae; Suessiales; Symbiodiniaceae
Source: the annotation of a GenBank genome assembly